AAAUGGGGUGAAUGUCAAAAAUUAUCAGACAAAACUGGAAGAAUUUUCAUAUAUAUCAACAAGUUAUUAAAUGGAAAAGACUAUACUUCUAAAAUUAUGACAAAAGGUCUAACUGAAAAUAUUAUUAAUCAUUUAGCAGUUAUGCAUCAAAUAUUUAAAAAUAUGCUUUUACCUACAAGAUCAACUAAUCAAGAUGAAUCUUUUAUGACAAUGACCAAAGAACGGCAAAAAUAUCUUGAACAACUUCUCUAUGAGUGGUUUAUUCUAGAGACUCUGUCUUUAUAUAUACUUGAAUCGCCUUCAUUCCAAUAUUUCAUUAAUAAAUCCAUUUUGGCAUUCAAUAUUCCUAAUUGUAAAAAAUUUAAAAGAAAAAUUUUUGAGUCUAAAAAUUAUGUUAGUUUAAAAAUUUCAGAAUUAUUAGAGCAUGAAGCAAGUUGGUUUAAAGAAGUUACCUUGAUGAUUAAAAAUCUUCCACAUCCUUAUAUCGGCGAUCAUAUUCAAGAAGCCCUAGAAAUAGUUAUAACUAAAUGGAAGUUAAACAAUAAAGUAUUUUGCUACACUACCAAUAAUAGCACAAAUAUGAAAAAAGCACUUAAUCAAAUUUCUUGGCUUAAAAGGGUCUUGUGUACAGUGCACACUAUUCAAUUAGUAGUUGAAAAAGGAAUGCUACCAGCCAAAGUUCUAAUUGCAAGAGCAUGA
This is a messenger RNA of Racocetra persica, 699 nucleotides long. The record is from the annotation of a GenBank genome assembly. NCBI's taxonomy places the organism in Eukaryota, Fungi, Glomeromycota, Glomeromycetes, Diversisporales, Gigasporaceae.